ACAACCAACUGUCACUUUGCUCCGCCUUUGCUCGUGCUCGUUUUUAAAUAACCCACGAUAGUACAUCAGUUUGUUAAAUAACAUGUUUUACCGGUAAAAAGGCAUCGCUUUCCAUCUCUGGUUUGAAAAGAAGCGUCCCCAAACAUGGCUUUUGUGAUACGGUUUGCCAAAGCCGUCAGGAACAACUGGAAGAAGUCGACCGUCUUUGCAAGCGCGCUAGCAUACGGUGUGUCGUACUCGAACGAGAAAUAUGAAAUCAAACAGCUAAUGCGAUACUACUGCUCGGAAGCGUCACGGUACGGGGAUGUGAAGAUAGGCCUGAACCAACGACCGCCUAAAGUGUUGGUGCUUCUCAAUCCGGCCGCAAAUCGCAAAUCCUCUGAAGAAGAUUUCCACAACUACUGUGAACCGAUUCUUCAUCUCGCUGGCUUUGAGGUGGAUGUUGUUAAAACCGAUUCCGAAGGACACGCGCGCCGGUACGUGGAAGAGCUAGCAAACCUUCCCGAUGCACUGAUUGUUGGCGGUGGUGAUGGAACACUGUCGGAAGCUGUUUCCGGAAUGAAACGUCGCCAGGAUGGUACCCAGUGUCCGAUAGGCGUGCUACCGCUCGGCCGUACCAAUACACUCGCCGUAAAACUCUUCUCGCCGGAAGGGGCCAACAAUUCCGAUCUAGAAAAUGUACGCACCAUGGCUAAUGCGGCAUAUGCGGUUAUUGCCGGUAAGAAGGAAAAGACAGACGUGAUGCGCAUCGAGGUGUUGCCAAGUGUGGCGGAUGAAACGCCACCGGAAAAACCGGUGUACGCUGUCGGUGCACUGCAGUGGGGUGCUUUCCGCGACAUACUCGCGCUGAGGGAUAAGUACUGGUAUACGGCUUCGUUGCGCGAUUAUACGGCGUUCCUUUUCAAUGCAUUCGAUGGAGCACACACGUGGAAGUGUAAGGCUAAGAUCGCGUACACGGAACCGUGCAGCGGAUGCAGCAAUUGCUACAAGGAUAUGGAUGACCAAUGGGCAGCAGCUAAAAGGCAGGAACAGCAGCCACGCCGAUGGUGGUCGGUGUUUGUGCCACGCUCGAAAACAGCUCCCAAGACGGAUUACAGUAAAAUCAUCAAUGAGCGGUGCUCCGUUCGGCAUGAGCUGGAGGUGGACCCUUCGGAGCUUGUGAUCAAAACUGGCAACGUAGCGGUAGAAGAAAAAGGCAGUGAAACGAAGGAAGACUCCACAAAGCUGGAAGUGCUCGUUGGAGAGCAGGCAGAUUCAAGCUUCAACUUCAUUGGUGAAAGCUGGGGACGUGUUAAGGGUCGAAAGUUCUUCGAAUGUCCUGCGAAGGAUAGUUUCAGCGUGCGUACGGUGGAACUUUUUCCGGAACGAUUAAAAGUGGAAGAGAGCGACCCGGAACUUUACUACUCCAUCGACAAUGAGGCUUACGAGGUGCGUCCCGUACGGAUAACGGUGGUGCCGAAGGCGGUUGAGAUAUUUACCUUCUAGAAGAAGCAAUAAACCAACCACAAACCGAAACGAACCGG
Molecule: messenger RNA, 1523 nt
Organism: Anopheles stephensi (Asian malaria mosquito)
Lineage: Eukaryota; Metazoa; Arthropoda; Insecta; Diptera; Culicidae
Gene: Mulk
Product: acylglycerol kinase, mitochondrial
Exons: 3
Coding region: 145-1485 (446 amino acids)
Biological process (GO): ceramide biosynthetic process; protein insertion into mitochondrial inner membrane
Cellular component (GO): mitochondrion; TIM22 mitochondrial import inner membrane insertion complex
Molecular function (GO): ceramide kinase activity; acylglycerol kinase activity; ATP-dependent diacylglycerol kinase activity
Source: RefSeq, a predicted model, not a curated record